GUACAGCACUGGGCACAAUGGCAGCGCUCAGUCAGAAGAAAUCAUGUGGACAAUAUAUGGACGAAUUCAAGGAGUUUAUGUGGAACCCAAGGACCCGAGAAUUCAUGGGCAGGACUGGAACAAGCUGGGUGCUGAUUGUCACCUUCUACAUAGUGUUUUACGCCUUCCUCACAGCCAUCUUCACACUCAGUAUGUGGGUGAUGUUACAGACUAUCGAUGAAUAUACACCGACAUAUGAAGACCGACUCACCAACCCAGGGCUAAUGAUUCGGCCCAAGUUGAGCACUCUGGACAUUGAAAUCAUUCCACAGAACUCCUCCAGCUGGCAGUCAUACGUUGAUGGACUCAAUUCUGUGCUAAAAGACUACAAUAGCACAAUACAAGAACAGAGAGGAACCAACUGUACCAGCGGCGUCUACUUCAAGCAGGAUGACACCGACGUGCGCAAUUACCCCAAGAAGGCUUGUCAGUUUGUACGGGACAAUCUGCAGGACUGUUCUGGGAUUGGAAAUGACACAACAUAUGGAUAUUCCUAUGGAACCCCGUGUGUGCUCAUCAAAAUGAACAAGGUUAUAAAUUUCCUGCCUGUACCUAUAAGUAGUCUGUCUAAUACCUCCAUUACCAUCAAUUGCAGCGCAGUGAAAGAAGCCAAUGAUAACCUCCUGGGGAACCGCGUCUACUUCCCUAGCACCGCCAACAACCUAGGAUCCCUGGAUCUGAUGUACUUUCCAUACUACGGGAACAGAGCUCAGCAAAAUUACACCCAGCCGUUUGUAGCUGUAAAGUUCCUGAAUGUUACACGUAACAUGGUCCAUACGGUACAGUGCGUCAUCAACGCCGGCAACAUCAUAACCACCGACACCAGAGACCUGUUCCAAGGACGCGUCAUCUUCACACUGAAAGUCUCCUCAUAGGUCUCACCCGUCAUAUCUGUAUAUUGCCAGCUCCCGGCCAGUGGGGAGAUGUACUAAGCUGUGAUAAGUGGAGGAGUGAGACAGCCUGCUCUCUAUAUACUAUAUAUACUUUGAUAGUAUGCAAAUUAUGACUGAUACUCCAAUGCUGAUUGGUUGAUAUGAGCCACUUCUCCACUCUUAUCACUGCUUAGUACAUCUCUCCCUUAGGGAUCUAUUUACUAAGCC
Molecule: messenger RNA, 1139 nt
Organism: Pseudophryne corroboree (corroboree frog)
Lineage: Eukaryota; Metazoa; Chordata; Amphibia; Anura; Myobatrachidae
Gene: ATP1B2
Product: ATPase Na+/K+ transporting subunit beta 2
Exons: 7
Coding region: 18-914 (298 amino acids)
Biological process (GO): potassium ion import across plasma membrane; intracellular sodium ion homeostasis; sodium ion export across plasma membrane
Cellular component (GO): sodium:potassium-exchanging ATPase complex
Molecular function (GO): ATPase activator activity
Source: RefSeq, a predicted model, not a curated record